This is a messenger RNA of Serpula lacrymans var. lacrymans S7.9, 1558 nucleotides long. RefSeq lists its product as uncharacterized. Lineage: Eukaryota; Fungi; Basidiomycota; Agaricomycetes; Boletales; Serpulaceae. Gene Ontology annotation, molecular function: GTP binding; GTPase activity; structural constituent of cytoskeleton. The transcript is spliced from 24 exons. Gene Ontology annotation, biological process: microtubule cytoskeleton organization; mitotic cell cycle. Gene Ontology annotation, cellular component: cytoplasm; microtubule. The coding region runs from base 15 to 1370 and encodes 451 amino acids. The record is from RefSeq and is a predicted model, not a curated record.
GACUUUAAACCAUCAUGUCUCGCGAAAUCAUCAAUAUACAGGCUGGCCAGGCAGGGAAUCAGAUUGGGGAGAGUUUUUGGAAUAUGCUGCUGGCUGAGCAUGGUCUUGAUCAAUCUGGGCUAUAUCAAGGCGAUGACCCUCUGCAGAUUGAACGGGCUGGUGUAUACUUCACUCAAGUGGAAUCCGGUGGUACCACAAAAUAUAUUCCUCGCAGUGUUCAGUUAGAUCUUGAAUCUGGCGUUUGUAAUCAUAUUCGUUCCGGCCCCUUGGGACAUUUGUUCAGGCCUGACACAUUCGUGACUGGUGAUUCAGGCGCUGGGAAUAACUGGGCUAAAGGAUACUACACGGAAGGAGCCGAACUGAUCGACAACAUCUUGGAUAUCCUCAGGAAACAAUCAGAAGCCUGCGAGGCUCUACAAGGAUUCCAGAUCCUCCAUUCACUUGGCGGAGGCACUGGUGCUGGCUUGGGAUCGCUUUUAUUGUCGAAAUUAAGAGAAGAAUAUCCCGACAGAAUGCUUUCUACAUUCUCAGUUUUGCCCUCACCGAAGGUAUCAGAGACGAUAGUCGAGCCGUAUAAUUCAUUGCUGUCAAUACAUCAACUAAUCGAUAAUUGCGAUCUGACAAUCAGCAUUGAUAACGAAGCUCUUUAUAACAUCGCGACAGGAACGCUGAAGAUCAAAAGUCCUGGCUUCGAUGACUUGAACCAGCUCAUUGCCAAAGUAAUGUGUGGCGUAAGUACGAGCUUACGUUUCCCUGGUCAGCUUAAUGGCGAUCUCCGGAAACUUGGGAUGAACCUUAUCCCAUUUCCUAGGCUUCACUUCCUCAUGCCAAGCUAUGCUCCAUUUUACGAUCCAAAAGCGCGCGCAUUCCAGAAGAUGUCUGUUCCUGAGUUGACCUCGCUGCUGUUUGACAAAAAGAGUCUGUUGGUGGCUUGUGAUCCGCGAUUUGGUCGGUAUCUUACUUCUGCAACGAUUUUCAGAGGAAAAGUAUCUUCCAACGAGGUGAAGACCUCAGUGUUGCAACUUCAGCGGAAGAAUUCACAGAUGUUUGUCGAGUGGAUUCCUGACAAUGUGUCUGUUUCGCUCUGUUCCGUUCCGCCUGUUGGGCAGCCACAGGCCGCCACCGCAUUAAUGAACUCGACAUGCAUGCAGGAACUCUUCAAACGUAACCUUGAUCAGUUCACUCGCAUGUUCAAGCGACGUGCCUUUAUUCAUUGGUAUAUUGGAGAGGGCAUGGACAUGAUGGAGUUUUCUGAAGCAGAAAGUAAUACACAGGAUCUCAUUUCGGAGUAUCAACAGUAUCAAGAAGCCACCACAGAAGCAGAGGAGGAAGUCGAAGAAUACGAAGUCGAGUCCGAAAUUGAUCAAUAAUGCACACUAGAGAAUGCGACGCCCCAAAAUUACCACCUAUGCUUACAUUUACAUAGACAUACUACCUGGGACAUUUUAUAUUCGACAAUCACGUCAGGAAUCUAAUUACAUUUUGAUUGAUAUAUACAUAUAUAUAUAUUGUGACACGCUCUGCGGAUCUCAUCAUCAAUGCAACCAUAACCUGGUAG